CACCCGUCCAGCGUCGCAGGCGUGUCGUGGAACGGUUGCUGUUGGUGUAGACAAGUCACGUAUAAAUAUAGUUCGUUGAAGCUCGUUUCUUUCGUUAUUGACUGCAGGGAGAGUAACGUUAUUUAGUCUGUUUGUGCAUUUGCUUUAUCGUUAGGCGUUUGUUUCAUGUUGUGAACUAGGCUACCCCUUUUUUAUUUAAAAUCCACCGUUUCACUUAAAAAUGAGUGAUAACGAUGAUAUCGAAGUCGAUAGCGACGAAGACUCAUCGAGAUAUCACAAUGUGGCUGACAAACGAGCACACCACAAUGCACUGGAGCGCAAACGUAGGGAUCACAUCAAAGACAGCUUUCACAGCCUGCGAGAUUCCGUGCCCGCCUUGCAAGGGGAAAAGGUUGGUAGAGAGGUGGCGUCACUCCUACGCGACGCUCGUCCCUCAACAGGGACCAGUGCAGGCGGAAUCGUCGCGCUGUCUGACCAAUCUAUCAAACAGGCGUCCCGAGCUCAGAUUCUAGACAAAGCCACAGACUAUAUCCAGUACAUGAGGAGGAAAAACCACACCCACCAGCAGGACAUCGACGACCUGAAGAGGCAGAACGCACUGCUGGAGCAGCAAGUGCGUGCCCUGGAGAAGGUGAAGGGUUCGACGCAGCUCCAGGCCAGCUACAGUUCUUCAGACAGCAACCUGUACACCAACCCUAAAGGCAGCGCUGUGUCCGCUUUCGACGGAGGCUCUGACUCCAGCUCCGAGUCCGAGCCAGAGGAACCCCCAGCCCCCAGGAAGAAGCUCCGCGUGGAGGCCAGCUAGGACUCUGUACUAGCCCACAGUGCCACGCCUGGUGUGGAGGGGUACUGCAGGCACGGGUACUGGUCCAGUAGCCAGUACUUAUCCUGUAAUUCCCACUACAUUCUUUCUCUGGAUGUGCUCUCACUGCAUAGUGAAGACUCCAAUCCUUCCCUCAUGAUCUGUCUAUCCUGAAGUCUCUUCAUCACGCUAUCCACUGGAGAGGGAGAGGGACGGAGAGAGAGCGAGCGAGGGAGAGGGAGGGAGCUGAGAGGAAGAACAUUGAUUUUUAGAACAUAACGUGCAAGGAAAAAAAAAAACAUUUUCCCUUUCUCGCUCUCUCUCCCCUUUCCUCUCCUCUCUCAGCAAUGUCAACUAUCCAAAACUCUCUCCUCCCAGUGGAAGGCUACGGAGAGAAGAGGCGUACUCCUCCAAGCACUGCUGAAAUAUUAUUUUGUUUUUUUGUGUUUUUUUUGUUGUCUUUGUCUGUUUUAGAAUUUACACAUGUCAAGCAGAGUCGUCUGUCGGAGAAGCUUACCUUUUUUUAAACCAUUUUUUAAAACCAACUUUUUUUCCACAAAAAGAAUUUGAAGCUAAAUAUUGAUGUAAAACUGAAAGAAAAACCCACCUCAGGCCCAUAGAAUUAGUUUUCCUUUUUGAAACACGGUGAAAUUAAAACAAAUAUAAUCCCCUUUUUAUAGAAAAUCAUUGAUGUUUUGGUAAAAAGGACUAGAUUCCUUCUGUCUUUUAGCUUGAACUAGUGAAUGACUUUAGGUGGCUGAGUCGGUAAUCUCCAUGUUUUAAAGAAAUACGAACAUUAUUGAUUGUAUGUUUUUCAAGUUCUCAAAAAAAAUGUUAUGCAUUUUGUAUUCUCACAAAUUUGUCACUUGUAGUUGUGCUUCUUCAAAGGUAUGAAAUAGAUAUGAAUGUCAAUGUAGUUCCCGUUUUCUAUUCAAUUUGAGGACAAAAUGACGUCCCUGUCAAGGUGUUGUGAAUUACACAGUGAACUCUUAAUGUCGGCGACUCCCCAAGUGGAAAAAAAAAGAAAGCGUUUUGCGUGUCUAGGAAAUGUGUGUAUGUUUAUCUUUUCAAUUAUCUCCCCUCCCUCCCCCAUUUUAGGGUAUAAUUAGUGUUAAACUAAAUAAUCUUUGUCUGAUUCCAUUCCAUGGAAAUUACAAGUAUGUUGUACAUACUGCCAACAAUUGUCUUGCAAGUUGAGGCCUACCUUUACUAUGAGACUAUAAAUAAAACUAUUUUAUCCUCUAAAAA
Oncorhynchus keta (chum salmon) is the source of this 2050-nucleotide messenger RNA. RefSeq names its product protein max-like. The record is from RefSeq and is a predicted model, not a curated record. Gene Ontology annotation, biological process: positive regulation of transcription by RNA polymerase II. Gene Ontology annotation, molecular function: protein dimerization activity; DNA-binding transcription factor activity. The coding region runs from base 221 to 805 and encodes 194 amino acids. The transcript has 6 exons. Gene Ontology annotation, cellular component: RNA polymerase II transcription regulator complex. NCBI's taxonomy places the organism in Eukaryota, Metazoa, Chordata, Actinopteri, Salmoniformes, Salmonidae.